Molecule: messenger RNA, 216 nt
Organism: Spodoptera littoralis (African cotton leafworm)
Lineage: Eukaryota; Metazoa; Arthropoda; Insecta; Lepidoptera; Noctuidae
Source: the annotation of a GenBank genome assembly
AUGGGGGUAGAUGUAGAAACCAUUACAGCUGGAGAUGGGGUUACUUUUCCUAAGCCUGGUCAAACUGUGGUGGUGCACUACACUGGAACACUAGAAAAUGGUACAAAGUUUGAUUCGUCGAGAGAUAGGGGACAGCCAUUCAAGUUUACGUUAGGAAGGGGCGAUGUUAUUCUAGGAUGGGACCAAGGAAUCUGCAGGUUUCAUAUAAGUACAUAA